Hyaloperonospora brassicae is the source of this 708-nucleotide messenger RNA. Lineage: Eukaryota; Oomycota; Peronosporomycetes; Peronosporales; Peronosporaceae. The record is from the annotation of a GenBank genome assembly.
AUGUUCAGGACCAACGACUACGAUGGAACGAACGAACAGUUCGGUCCGACAUGCGCCAUGGCCACGGCGAAUUUCGGCGAUCCAAAGGAAGAAGCACGUUCGGAAGGAGAUGCCAUCGCAUCUCUAGACAAGGUGGUGGCCGGGCAACUCAUAUGCUGUGCCAUGUGCGCCUUGCAUAGAACGCGGUCGGAUGAACAGGUCUUUGCGUGCUGGCGAUCUGAGACCGAAAGCAGUCGGCUUCUGAGAUCACGAUCCGGAAAGGGAGGCGAGAGGACAUCAACCUUCGACAAGCACCAUAUGUCGACACGUCCCAAGACGGCCGAUGAAGGCGCACGCGAGUCAUCGGUGUAUCCACACCAUAAAAUGGCGCCAUUGGAAUCCCCCGUUCCUGGUAGUCGGAAUUCGGAGAAUGAGGAUGUGGUUGAAUUCGAGCAUGAUGGAACUCCGAGAGAGCCUUUCCCAGGAUCUCCGUGUACUCCAUGUACACCAGAAAAGGUUUCGAACGCCUCGUCAGUGCGUGAGGUCAAUGACGAGACGUUGGACAAUUGGCGACUAUCCUCUUCGUUGAAAGACCCUCGUAUCGGUCCUGCAGCUCAAACAUCACAGCGCCCGGGUGUCGAGAACAUUAGCUGGCUGCCACGUCGGUUACUGCUGAAGUUGGUUCGCAACAGAUUUCUAACGACCAAGCGCUGCAGUGACAAUCUCUGA